Haliotis rufescens (red abalone) is the source of this 12685-nucleotide messenger RNA. RefSeq lists its product as uncharacterized. The record is from RefSeq and is a predicted model, not a curated record. Bases 47 to 10009 code for a protein of 3320 amino acids. The transcript is spliced from 51 exons. NCBI's taxonomy places the organism in Eukaryota, Metazoa, Mollusca, Gastropoda, Lepetellida, Haliotidae. Gene Ontology annotation, molecular function: protein binding.
UACAGUACGUAGUGUGAUUAAUCCAGCUUUACAGUAAGCUUUUGAAAUGUCCCCAUGUGUUGUGAGAUUCUUUACAGUCCUGAUACUGCAUAGCGUGUCAUCUGAACUCCCCAAAAAUGGUAGUCGACCUGAAAGAGAGUACAGAUGUAAGGAUGAAGACUGGUCAAAGGAUGAUAUAGUGUGUCCACGUGAGACGUGUUCCUGGCGGAGUGAGAGCACCUGGUGUUAUCCCGGUACCUGCACAGAGGAGUACACCAGUAACUGUGUCUGCUCCAGUGGUUUCACAGGAAGACUCUGCCAGACAAUGAAGUCACGGCCUUCAAUAUUGUACAACCACCUUAAACUGACGGCUGACAAUGACAUUGAAGCACCGGCAGACGUCAACAACGGUCCACCUCAAAAUAGAACAUGGUCAAACAUUGCGUGCCCGUCUAGCGUUCACUACAAGUUUACUACUGUGCAAGAAUCCGAAACUAACACUGCAAGUGAUCCGACAUCUAAUCCUGUGCGCCAAAAGAAUACCCCAAGGGUCCCGCCACCACACCCUUUCAUUGAGCAUUUCGAGGUGGGCAUAGUCAAUGCUUCGGCGAAGUUCAGACUUUUAAGAGAAACGAAGACUAUUGAAGGUGGAGUUAAGAAAAUAGUCCUCACAACAGAAUUUAAGUGUACGGGGCGACCAUGUCCUUGUACCGGCAUAGCUGCUGUGUGCCAAGACAACCCUGCAGACAUCAGCCGCGAUAGAGGUACAGUUACAGGAAAAGCGAAGGCUUCCGGGUGUGGUCGCCCAAGUAGAGACAACCCAGACACAGAUGUGUACACGUGUGAAGGCAGCAAGUCAGGGGAGGAAGUAUUCCCUUCACAACUGCCCUUCAAGCACCGCGAUAUUAUUCAGUUUUCCUACUUAGCCAGUAAUGGAGGGUAUGUUGACGUACGGAAUAACGAGACUGACACACUAGCGCGCCAUUAUUACAGUGGUGCCACACAGAACCACACCUUUAAUGUCACCAUAGACCUGAUGGCUCCCUCUCAUUGUACUGGUAGUACUGCCUGUGUUGGCAGCAUGCUGACUGCUCCCAAUGUUAUUACAACUCCCACUGUGAACCUCCGCUGGAGUGGCUGGACAGAUGCUGAUUCAGGCAUUGACUACUUUGUGAGGGACGUGUAUGAACUCAAUGCGGAUUCUGAUGUACUCACAGAAAGAACUGAUGUAGUUAAUAGUCGGACUUUCAACAUCUCUACAUCAUCUGAAAACUACACGCUACCUCGUGAUGGCGUCUACGCAGUCGUGCUAACCGUCCAUGACAAGGCAGGUAAUCACAGAAGUGCCAGACGGAUCCUGAUGUAUGAUGGUACGUCAAAUGUAACAGCCGAAGAGGACGUCGACAGGCAACUUCGGGUGACGACUGCAACAUCAUCUGGCUGGCAGACAACAUCAUCAGCGGUGACAGUAGACUGGACGAACAGAUACGUCAACAAAAAUCACGAUCUUAACCAUUGGCUCAAUCAGGUUGCCAACGUGAGUGACAUAAAACACUCUUAUGAUGACAACGAAGGCGACAGAACAGUUGCCGCAAUCGAUAAUGUUCAAGGUAUUACUCGCAUCCUAACUUUUUACAAAAUCGAUCACAAUGGUGGAUCAACUAUCACGAGUGUUCCAUCCGAUGACUUGUUCGUCAGUCAAGGCCUGAGUCAGUCACAAACUAUAACACCCUCACUUGUGGAUGGGGACACUGUACGCUUCUGGGUGCGAGCCUAUGACAUCAAGUCGGACUUGAAAGAAGAGUAUGUGACAGUCCAUAUCGACACAUCGCCUCCAGUCAUAGAGAACCUGUGGCUCACCAGAGGCGACAGACUCAACAUCAGUGUUCAUGGAGCAAAGAACCUCACAGAUGUUACGAUAGAGUGGGUAGCCUAUGAUGAGCACAGCGGCGUGGAGACAGUAUCCUGGAGAAUUGUGGAUAGGAACCAGGAUAUCGUACAUGGAAUAGGCCACAUCAAAGCACAAGGAGAAGCCUGGACAAUUGAGGAAUGCAACACUAUGUACGAAAACAUUGCACGAGGGCCUAGCUGCUACUGUACCCCCUCCACCGGGUGCUAUCACCGUCACUUCCAGGUUCAAACUGCGAUGGUAGACAGCAACUCAUCUUCUCAUGGGGGAAUAUUCGAUGACAGAGACAUGGGAGUUCAUGAUUCUGACUAUCAUCUGGAGGUCACUGUAACCAAUUGGGCAAAUCUAACCAGCAAAAUGGACUUGAAGGUGACGAUAGACGUCAGUCCCCCUCAUCCUGGUGCUGUCCACGAUGGUCGGUCUGGAAACCCGGAAGUGGACUACCAGGACAGUCUACAACUCCAUGCCCACUGGGACGGGUUCUUUGACAGAGAGAGUGGGGUCAAAUUCUAUCAGUACAUAUUUGGCUUUCAUUGCCACAGAGCUGAUGUUUUUGACCUAGAUGCUCCUUCACAACAGGUCACUGAAACCUAUUCCACAUCCGCCUCCUGGACAGCGCCCUCUGUCGGCAAGUAUCACGUGACAGUGGUGGCCUACAACCGAGCACUGGAAGCAUCCGACCCUGUGUGUUCUGACGGAGUGACUGUAGACACAACCCCACCCAGUGUGAGUGAGGUGGCAGUGAGGGACUCCAGAGUGGCGGAGGGCUUGGUCAAGUCUUCAGAUAAUGAUGUGUGGUUCAUUGACGCCCACAGAAGACGUACCCUAUUGGUCACUCCCGAUAACAGUUGCAGUUCCAAGGCCACGCCAGUAGAUAACCAGAGUCUUUCCCUGUUUCCAAUACAUCGUCACAACAACGGAAGUGGGAUGCAGAUGCACAACGAUGAGUGUGGAUCCCUCGUCGCCUUGUCUGUCACCUUCAUCAAGUCACUGUACGUCUACAAAGAGCAUCACCUAUUUGUAAACUGGACUGGCAGUGACACAGAGAGUGGAAUCUAUGACUACGAGCUGGGGUUGAUGUCAGAUCCUUCUGGUGAAGCAGCUCCAGAUAUCCUGCCCUACACGUCCACUCAUCAUCAUCCUCAGUAUCAGGGCUACCAUCCUCGUCUCAGUGAGGGGCAACAGUUCUACAUAGCCAUCAAGGCAAUCAACAAAGCUGGUGCCUCAGCAUCAAAAGUUGUGGGUCCUGUAACUGUUCAUACCUUCUACCCUGGAUUUUCUGGAUCGAUCAGUGUCAUGUUGAAAAGUAACGUUCUGGUUGCACGUUGGAAUAAGGCCUUCACAGAUCCGGAGCUAUUAUAUCUCAAAUACGAGGUGUCAGUGAAGGGGCAGUCGACACUCAUCCCCUUCACGGCGCUGCAGUCGGGAGGAGGCUGUACACUGACGUCUCCACCCACGUGUACAGCUGUAGCCCUCACAGACCUCCACUGGGAUCUCCACCACAGCCACACCUACUUUGUGUCAGUCAGAGUCACCAACAUAGUAGGGCUGUCCACAGUGGCAGUGUCUGAACCCUACGUCCACGACGUAUUGCUGCCUUCACGUGGUGUAGUAGAAGACGUUAUUCCAUCUGGAGAAGAAUCCUUGUUUGAAACAAGUACUAUUGAGGACACAGACCAGCAAAUCUCAACAAGUUCCAUAAGGGCCAGGUGGUAUGGAUUCGACGGUGGGCUUGAAACUGUAACAUACAAAGUCGGGAUUGGAUCUCAACCUCGUGCAUCAGAUGUCAAGAGUCUACUGGACGUUGGCAAUGUCUUACAACAUGAGUUUACUGGCCUACAUUUGCACGAAAAUCAGAAGUAUUUUGUGACUGUCGUGGCGGCUACUGGUGGAGGAGAGAUGACGGUAUCCUCUGACGGUGUGACGAUUAUCAGGCCAGACGUUGAUGUCACAGAUAUCACUAUCAGAGACGGGCCAGGAUGCGGUGAUUCUGACCAAGGUCCUGAUGUUACUGCAAGGAACAUGAAGGAUUGUACUCGUGAUUUGGAAUUCCAAAUUUCUACCUCAACAUAUGCGGCCCACUGGAACAGGAGCACCAGCAGUAGCCUGAACUAUCCGGAUGUACACUGGGGGUUUCAAAUAUUACUACCCAAAUCAGCAGAAAUCUGGAACACCUGGAGAGAUUUCGAGCCUCUUGGGUCCUCUGAGAGACUCGUGGUUGGUGAUUUAUCUCUGGAAGCAGGACGUACCUUCAGGGCUGCAGUCAAGUUCUGUGCUGGUAAAGUCUGUACUAAGCCUAUCCACAGUGACGGUGUGACUGUCCUACCGCAUCCUCCAGCAGCUGGAAGCAUGUCACUGACAUACGAGGAAUCUGUAGGGGGAAAGGCACAGAUCCAGGUGACAAUGACUCGGUUCCGUGAUCCUGAUAUACCGGUUGUAUCUGAAGCCUAUGACGUCAUGGACAGAUACGAGUGGGGACUCACAGACAACAGUCACAACAGCAGCAUGUUCAUCAACUGGCACGAGGUGGAUGCUCACGCUAUUGUCAGUAUCAACGACGAGAUGCGUUUUCAGAUAACUCUACCAAAGCAGCUAGACUUUACCAAGUGCCGGAGACUAGCGGUCAGGGGUCACAAUAUAGUUGGAAUAUAUUCAACAACUUCGGCAGAUGUCAGAGAUUGUAAUGCAUAUGACCCACGUUACAUUGAACCUGCAGUCGUUGUAGAUGCUGUCGGCACAGCGAAAGGACCACGUGUAGGAUAUAGCAUUAGUUUAGAUCAGAACAAUUACUGGGAACACGAUGAUGCUGACUACACCCCCUACAAGAACAUCCUGUCUGCUGUGUGGCCGACUCUACGUCACAGGAACUACACGUGGGCAGUGGUGUCAGGUGACCAGGUGGACCCCUCAUCUCACUACAAGAGAGAGAGUCUGAUGACCGUCACUGACCCCUGUAGCAUGCCAGAUGUAAUCAGGUGUGGACACACAGUCAACGAGUUCCUCAACGUGGAAUUCACACAUGGGGCUCACCUACAGCAUGGCAAAAGAUUUUAUGUGUGCAUACAUGCUGAUGAGAAAAACACUCCAUUCGAGAAGUGGACGUCCCAGCUGACUGAAGUGAACGCCUGCAGUAACGGCAUCACAGUCGACCUCACACCACCAACACCGGGGACAGUGAGCGUUGAGGGACUUAUAGACGGAUCCUUCCAGAUUAGCAGAACAGACGUUGCCAUGAAAUGGUCAGCCUUCACUGAUGUCGAAGAAGAGGGACAUAUAGCCCAUCUGAGUGGCAUUUCAUAUUAUGAGGUAGCGCUAGGAUCUGUUCCUGGUGGGCAGGAUGUCGUCAAGUUCACCAAUGUUGGAUCUGUCGACCACUAUACACUACACAGUCUUCAUCUACACACUGGAAACACAUACUAUGCCUCAGUGAAAGCAACGGAUUUUGUCAACAUGACGACAGUGGCUGUGUCAGACGGUUUCCUUGUGGACUUCACUGCACCAGCCUUGACGGAUCAGCUCGUACAACUAGAGGGACGCUACAUCACAUCACGUGUGGUGCAUAUCUGCUGGACCAACGUGUUCUCGGACGAGGAGAGUGGAAUAAAGGAAUAUGUGGUUUCCAUGGGUACCAGACCUGCGUACGCUGACGUAUCAGCCACUUUUGUCACUGACCAGGAUUGCCUGGACUUCGAUACAUCUAACAACUUGGUGGAUGGUCAUUCAUAUUAUAUUUCUCUGAAGGCCUUCAACGGUGCAGGUCUGUACACACUGUCCUCGUCACGGCCUGUGGUUGUGGACACCACGCCUCCAUCUACUGGCCACGUCUUCGACGGAGUACAGUCAGCUGCCACACCUGAUGACAAAGACAAGGAUUACAUCACCAGUGUCUCAGAGAUGGGGGCCUACUGGGAAGGCUUUGAUGACCCACACUCAAGUGUCGCCAUGUACAAGGUCAAGGUCGGGACUUGCACAGGCUGUGAUGACAAACUGGAGGAGAUAGGGUUUGGAAACACAAAAAACAUCAGCCUUCAGCAUUUACUGCUCUCCCCCGGAGUGAAGUACUUCACCACAGUGACAGCCUGUAACACGGCAGGCCUCUGCAGCAGCUCCUCCACCUCAGACGGUGUCAUCCUGGACAGCUCCCCGCCAGUUACUGGCACAGUGCAAGAUGGCACAGGCGACGUGGACAUACAGUUCCAGGCGGCCAGGACAUUUCUGGGAUGCAAAUGGCGAGGUUUCUACGACCCUGAAUCUGGGUUAGACCACUUUGAAUGGCACGUGGGGAUAACCCCAGGAGGUGACGAGAUUCUCGCAUCCAGGAAUGCUGCUAUGGAGGAGGUCAUCUUCCACAUCCUGUCACGUGACCAACAGCUGCCAGUGGGGCAGAUGAUCUAUACUACUGUCCGAUGUUUCAACAAAGGAGGACUGUAUAUAGAAACGACGUCCAAUGGAGUUAUGAUAGAAAACAGCCCACCCGUUGUUGUGAGCCCACCGACGGCGAGAGAUGGUAUUGCUUCGGUUUUUUCCAACACUACCAUCAGUCGGACAGCUCUGAGUCUACACUGGGAGUUCCAAGACGCUGAUUCCUUCAUAGAGCGUCAAUACCUCUCCUUAUCAUCCCACCAGCUUGGAGAGAUAGACAGUUCUAAUCUGGAGAUUCCAGGUUUUAUUCGGGAAUACACAUACACAAACCUGGACUUGCAUGAUGGAAGUAAAUACAAGGUAAAGGUCACAGCUUGCAACAUGGCUGGCCUCUGUUCAUCAGCAGCUACUGAGGACAUUUUGGUUGACAGCUCUAAACCCAAAACAGGUACCUUCGCCAUAGAAACUGAUCAUGCAGCGAAACUCACACGGCAUCAAUCUGGCUGGAUGACAUGGAACAGGACCAGUCUAAACCUUGCCUGGCUUGGCUUCUCUGAUCUACAUUCUGGAAUAGACCAUUACCUUGUAUCAGUAGGAUCUCAAGUGUACGGAACUGAUUACAAUAAAGGCAGUGUACUAACAAAAGUCUCCCACGAUUCAUCUGGAGUUGCCAAUGGCGACGAGGGAGUCCUCCAGACGUUCAAUGUACCCACCGAGACCCUGCCACCAGAGGGGACUGUGUUUGUAGCCAUCUGGGCUGUGAAUGGGGUUGGCAUACAAAGUGAUGCCUACCACGCUGAACUGCUCCUGGAGGCGGACUCUUCUCUGUGGCUGGUGAGGAGGUGCCAGGCCUACAACUGUGAGGGCCACUGUGUCUGUGCUGUGCAGGGCGGUACCUGUACUGACGAUACAUGUGUGAGAUCUACGACAGGACCCAACACAAUCACUGUCGUAGACACCAUCGAUCUCUUGUUAGCAACUGGUGCUGCUGACGUUGACAUUUCUCCUUUCAACACCUUCAUGGCGGCCACCUGGUCUGUGACAACACCUGGACUGCAAGCAGCACGCUAUGAAUACAGUAUAGGAGAGAGUGAUGAAGAGGAGCCAGGAGGAGUGUUUAAUACAUUGACUGGGAGAGUGUGGUUCGAUGCUGGUCAACAAACAUCAGCUAUUAUAUCAUUGGAAGCAGGCAAGUCUCUGACACCUGGAAUGAAAUACUCCUUCUUUGUGAAAGCGUGGUAUAAUAACGGAACUUUCAACAUAUUUAAAUCCGAUGGCGUCACGUUUGAUACAAGGCCCCCAACAGUUACAAAGAAGUUGGGAAGAAUCGUAAAGGAACUCCGAGGCCUCAAUGAAACAAAAGACACAGACUUCCAGACACAGAACAACACACUUGUCGUCAAGUGGACCGGACACUUCCUACUUGGUCUAAGCAGCAUUCAUCGAUACAGGGUGUACAUCAGCACGCACAGAGGCGGUCACAGUAUCCAUGCUUCGGGGGACCUGGCCACCACCAGCUAUACAGCAACAGGUCUCAGUCUACAUCCAAACACAAUCUACUACUCCAGUGUCCUGGCUUACAACAAGGCUGGUCUGGUCAGCUGGGCCUACUCUGAUGGUGUACAGGUGGACGUUCUGCCUCCAGUGACAGGCAGAGUGAAUGAUGGACCAGAUAUCAACGACAAGGAUUACCACAGUUCUAUAUUUGAAGUAUCCUCCUCCUGGUAUGGCUUCUCCGACACAGAUUCCACAAUCGUCAAGUAUUUGUGGUGUGUGGGGACGGCCAACGACACAACAGACUGCAGUGUGAUGGACUGGCUGGAUACAGGACUACACACUUCCUUCAGUAGAUCGCUUCCAACUCCAUUAUCUAUUGGUACAAGAGUUUGGAGCAAGGUGUAUGCUGUAGAUGCAGUUGGUCAUGCCUCUGAUGUAGCUGUGUCUGAUGGAGUUGUCAUCGACACUUCUCCACCUGAACUUAAGGCUGUGGCAUAUCUUGGAGACAACCUGGUGAAGAACCCAUCAUUCGAGGUAGACGAUAUUACUGGUCGUACCACACGCUGCAACCUUGUCAUACCGACAUCGUGGGAAACUGACACAGCGUCCUGUAUCAAGGUUCUGGCGCCCGAAUCACCUUUAGCUAAAGACGGAUAUAUGUUUGUGUCCAUCAGUGGGAGAAUUCACCAAAGGAUCUCUGGUCUUGAGACUGGGAGGCAGUACAAGCUGACUCUGCAUACUGGAUACCCAGAAACUGUUUCCAACAACCACAGGUCGGUUGAUGCAAUAGUUACAAUAGGCAGUGAAGUCUUCAGCUUUACACUUGACCCUAACCUCUGUAGAGGCACCUGCAUUGCCGGAGAUCACUCAGUCGUCCUCUGGAACAAACACACAUACAGGUUCACAGCCGUAGAUACCAGUGCAGUACUGAACAUAGCGUCAUCGUCCAGGAUGAUGGAGUUUGUGCUGGACCAUGUGAGUGUUCAGACUGUGGACUAUGUUGCUGGUCCGGACAGUGUGGAUACAGAGGAGCAUCUGGUGGUCCACUCUGUGUUCCUGUCUCACUGGUCAUCUCUACAUGCUUCCUGGCACUUUGUGGACCAACAGUCUCCAAUUACACAGUACAAGUGGGCGAUUGGCACAGUUCCGGGUGGCAGUCAGCUACAGAAGUACACGAAUGUAGACCGGCAAACUCAGGCGGUUAUUUCCGGUCUGAAGCUGACCCACAACUCCACUGUUUACAUCACUGUCAUGGCAACGAAUGCUGCUGGACUGACCAGUGUUUCCAGUGGACAUCCUAUUGUUGUAGAUCUGACGCCUCCAAAGUUUAGUUAUAUCAAUGAUGGUCCAGGGUCAGAUGAAGAUCAUCAAAUAUCAAGUGUGGUGAGCGUCAACUGGAAAGUGGCAGAUGAAGAGUCUAGUGUCGACCACUGUGACUGGGCUAUUGGAGGAAGCAAGGGAAGCGAUGACAUCAUGACAUUCCGUAAGGUGCCUUCAGGGCAGUCCACAGCUACGAUGGACAUAAAUGAUGUGUUCAACACUUCGUCAAGAACAGUUUACACAACAGUGCGAUGUUUCAACAAGGCAGGCUUAGUGGUGGCUGCGACGACGGACGGGGUUGAAAUUGUCAGGGAAAAGAGCAAGAUAUCGUUACAAGAGUUUGGUGUCUUGAGUGGGACCCAGAGUGAAUCCAUUUACUCUGAUAGAGGGAUGUGUCAUCAGGAUCGGAACAGAGUCAGACUCCACUGGAGUCAAGCAGACCGACAGCUGCGGUCCACGGUGGUUUCAAUUGAAGGUGAAGGACGUACCUACCAGGGUGAUAUCCCAAACUACUUGGAUUAUACAUACGCGACAUUGGCCGAUGUACACUUGAAGAUUGGUACGUCUUACAACGUCUGCGUCGUUCCUGUUGACAUCUUUGGCACAACUGGAGAAAGAACCACUUCAUACUUUACAGUCCCUGAUCAACCCCCAACUGUAUCUGAUUCUGGACGCAUAUUUUUGACACAAAACAACACAAAGAUCAUGGUGUCGUGGAGAAACAUGUUUAUUUCCCCUUGGAAUGAUCUUGAUUAUGAAGUUCACAUAGGAACAUUGCCUGGAGGAGCCGAUAUUGUUGACAGAACAUUGACAAAGGAGGAAGAGCUUGUCAUGAAACUUAGCUCCAGACAAGUGGAAAGUAUUUACGUCAUGAUAACUGCUAUCGAUGUCUGUGGAGCGUACACUCAUCGUUCACAGAAAUUCAAGGUCAAGCAAGACUAGCUUUUACAUGAUAUAUAUUUGUUUUUUGUUUAAUUUCCUAGUAACUUAAGAGACCUCAUACGGUUUUACGCCACCAAUAAUCAUUUGUAUAAAUCACUUGAAAUAAAAAUAGAAUGUAGUUUAUUUAUUUAACCCGAAGACUGAGCAAACACUGGAAUUUAUGCUUGUAUAAAAUAUAGUACUGCGACACAAAUGUAUAUCAGACACGACGGACAUUUAACAAACAUGAAUUUUAUGUCCAUGUGCUUCAGGUUACUAGAUUGUCUUUAAAUAUGUUGAUCAUGUUAACUUUAUUGUACCUAUGCGUAUACGCUAUGAUAUAUCUCGGAGGUGAAAUAUCUGUACCCGGUACAUGUAUAUUUAAAUAAUACAACGUGAUUCUUAAUAAGUAUAUUCAACAUUCAACAUAUAUACGUCUUUCUUAAUGCCUUUAUAAAUAAAAACAAUUAUCUGUUCUGAUUAUGUGAUAUGUCUUAUUUUUAUCUACGUACAAUUGAUAGACCUUGAAAACUAGAUUCUUUAUCUCACUUGAUGACUGGUGACAUAGUUUGAAUCUUUCAUCAGGGAUAAACAAAAUAUUAUACCAGGAUAAGUCUAGACAAAUAUUGAUGAACAAUUUGCAUAAUAGUAACUUUAAGGCAUUUUGGAGUACAUUAAAGAUAUCAGGUUCGUCUCUUGUGAAGCCUAACAUAUCUAUGGAGGAUCGGUAUGUCUAUUUUGGAAAUAUUUAUAUGGAUCAGGACAAAAAGUAUGUUGAUCAGUAUAUAUAUACCAGGGAGGUGUCCUGUAUCUCGGACGAGUGUACAUCAGCUAUCCUCGACUCACCGAUCACUAUCGAAGACGUGAAUGAGGCAUUAUGUAGUCUAAAGUGUGGAAAGUUGGCGGGUAGUGAUGUGAUAAUCGCAGAAUUUCUUGUACACUCCAGGGAUAUACUGGUUCCAUAUCUUGCUAUUAUGUUCAAUAUUUUGUUUAAUAAGUGUUCGUUUCGAACUUUGUGGUCAGUUGGACUAACUGUCCCUUUACAUGAAAAGGGGGAUCUGAAUACGGCUCCUAAUUAUAGAGGCAUCACCGUGCUUAGUGUUGUCAGUAACGUAUACAUUUCAUUUAUCAAAACUAGAUUAAUAUUUUGGAGCGAUGCUUAUAAUAGGGUGGUUCAGUCGGCUAUUCAACUGUUGAUUAUAUAUUACAUUCAGUCGCUAAUAGAAUUUUAGCAAAACAUAGGUGAAUUAUAUGCUGCUUUUUUUGGUUGACUUCACCAAGGCGUUUGAUCUGGUGAAGCGAUCAAAGUUAUGGUCAUUUUUGCUUCAAAAAAGAAUAUCAACAAAAAUGAUUGGCUGUAUUAGAUCAAUUUAUCACUCUGUAAAGUCAUGGGUAAAAUAUAAUUACUCCUUUUCUGAGAUGUCUGAGUCGCCAAGGUUGUGUCUUGAGUCCUGUUUUAUUUUCAGUAUUUAUAAAUGAACUGGCAGAAAACAACAGAGUUAUCUUGUUAUCCAGGUAUCCAACUACAUCCGGAAUUAACGCAACUGAUUUAACUUUUGUUUGCUGAUGAUGUAAUUCUUUUGUCGAACCCUACUUCUGGUCUUCAAAAACGAAUAAACGGAUAAGAUGAGUAUUGUAAGGAAUAUAAUUAAGUAGUAAAUUUGAACAAAACAUCUUUUGUGGUUGUCUUUAAAUAUGGAUGCAAGGUUUCUAUGCACGAAAAAUGGUAUUUUCAGGGUAACCAAAUGGAGCGCGGAUCUUUAUAUAAAUAUCUGGGAUAAUAUUUGUAGAAAAUUUGUCCUGGAAGAAUCACUAUGACAGUUCUACUCUACAAUCGAAAAAGAUUGUGUUUGGUAUUUUAAAAUCAUUUUCAAAGUUGAAGCCUCUCACACAUGAUGUAUGUUUUAGGAUAUUUGACUCGAAAGUAAUGUCUGUUCUCCUAUACGGAGCUGACAUAUGGGGAUUAGCUUGUAAUAGUAACUCUGAGAAAGAAAAAGUGCAGAUCUUUGCGGGAAAAUAUUUCCUUGUUGUAAGAUUAUCCACACCCAACCAUAUUGUCCAUGGUGAAUGUGGAAGGUAUCCCAUAGGCUUAUAAACGUUGUGUUAAAUACUGGUAUAAGUUGAUGUGUAUGCCAACCUCUCGUUUAAAAAAAUGUUAUAAUUUACUAGUAUUGGAUGCUAUAGCUAGCCACGGAAAAAAUAACUGGGUUUCAAAGUUGAAAUUAUUAAUAUAUAUAUAGUGGGAUUUCGAUUUGUCUGGGAAGAUCAGCCUAUUGGAAGUAUAGAAUCUUUUGUUUCGGAGUUUAUGGCGAGAUCACAAUAUAAAAUGUAUGUACCAGUAGGAUUGGCAUGCCUCCCUAUCUCUAGGCUCUAAAAGGGUUCUCGUACUUCUUAUUUAAACCCAUUUUUGGUGUUGAACAAUAUAUUUGGCUGUAUUACUAUAAACAAGUUUCGUGUGGCUUUGGAAAGGUUAAGAUGUGGCUCACAUCGUCUAAAAAAAGAAACAGGUAGAUACGUGAGAAUGCCAAGAAACCAAACAGUAUGUGAUAUAUGUAGCUGCGGUUAUGUUGAAAGUGAAUACCAUUUUAUAUUGAUAUGUACACGUAGUGCAUAUGAACUCCAACGGCAAUUGCAUGUCCCCAAAAGGUAUUAUAUAUUUCCUUGUUUACACAAAUUUGACAUGUAAAUGUCUGAAAA